CGACUAUUCGGCCUGGAUUAAACGAAGAAGCGGAUGUACUGACAUAACAGGAAAGAGCUAACAAAGCCAGCUAGGGAAAGCAGCCAAACAGAAAAAUCUGCUUAACCCGUCGAUUUUCUCCGUAGACACCCGGACAGUUAUACAGACCUCCUCGUUUUGACAAGUUCAUGUUCAUGCAGGAGGGCAGGCUGCUGUCAUGUUGACCGGGACGUGUGGAUUUGGAGGCUCUUCCUUCCUCCAGGCUGGUGAUGUCGGUGGGACUCGCUAGUUCCGCCUGAGCACUUCUCAGCUGCUGCUUCAUAAGUUGGCUGCUGUCGGACACUCAGCUCGGGGGAUGAUGAUGCACGGCGUCGCCCGGGACUCCUCACGUGGUACGGGGGAAGGGGGGGAUCUGGCGCGCACAUUAUCUAAAGAGACCCCCGGGUCUCCAGAUGCCUCUGAGUUGGGGAGCCCGCGGUGCACACCGAACUUUGACCUCCUCAACAUGGUUGUGUCCUAUAAGAGAAUGGCUCUGUUUCUAGAACCAGCUGGCGAUGCAGUGGAGCUGACCCGCUUCCUGCUCGGAUGGAAGAUGCCCCUGUGCUCAAUGUUUGUCUGCAUGUUCCUCAAUGUCUUCCUCUGCACUGUUAAUGAAGUGGGUUGGAUCACAGUGGGUGUGGUGGCGUUGGCGGCGCCGGCUGCCCUGGGUUACCUGCAGGACAGGUGUGGGGGCAGAGCCUCAGAUUCUGAGCUCCACAAGAGGCACUAUCACGCUGUGCACCGCAGGGACCUGCAGACGGUGCAUCUCACCAAACAGGAGGCCAUGCUGGAAGUCAAAGACCUGUUGAAGCACCUGGAUGACAUGCUGUCCUCUGCCUGCCUGUCAGCAGAAACCUUUUACAAGGUCCUGUACUGGGAUAAUCACACCAAGUCAUCAAGGUUCUAUGGAGCGAUGUUAAUACUGGCGUGCCUGCUCUAUAUCGCUCCGCUGGGCUGGGUGCUCGCUGGGCUCAACAGCGCCAUCUUCCUGUGGAACAGAGACUUCUACAGAGUUUUGUUGGACCUUAAGAAGCUGCUCCACAUGGGCCAGGCCUCCGAGGGAAAGUGUGAAGAAGCGGUACACUGCCACUUGUUGGACCAGACGCCCACACCAACUAGUCUGGAGGACCUGUCUCCUGGCAGUGUGGAGGAAGCUGAGGAGGCAGAGCCUGAUGAUGAAUUUAAGGAUGCCAUUGAGGAACAUUCAGUUACCCUGCAGGAAACCCCUCUGGUCUUAGUGGAGGAUGAUGAAGGGCCUCUUGGAGCUCCCGAGUAUGACACCAUCUCUGAAAAUGGUCUAUUGAGCCGCAACGAGCCAAUACGCAGCAAAGUGUCCAAACUGACGGAGAAACUGCGUAAACGUUACCCCACCACCUGCACAGGCAACUGUUCCAGCUGCAACGCCGUCUUCUCUGUGCUGAAGAAAAGGAGGAGCUGCAGUAACUGUGGGAACAGCUUCUGUUCCCGAUGCUGUUCCUUCAAGGUGCUGAGAUCUUGCAUGGGGGCAACAGGUGAGAAGGGAAAAUCUCCUGAGGCCCAGAGAGAGACGGUAUUUGUUUGUGCCGCCUGUAACUCCUCUCUCAUCAAGUUACAAUGAGUCAGUUUUGUCUCCAAGUGGCCAGCUGGAGUCUUUUCACUGUUCAUCCCCAGAGCCCUUCUCCAAGUUACUGAAACCUAAUGCCUUGGUUUUCAAGUUAAGGUACUCAUAUCUGUCAAGACCAAUUCCCCCCCCACACAUACACCCCUCGUCUGCUGCUCGUGUUGCUUAUGGGACUUCUACUGUAAUAUGUUAAAUAUUUCUUUAUUCUUCAACUCUCAAUGAAGAACUGGACCUUAUGAAUCAAUGAGACUUGCUACAGAGCACAAUGGCUCCACAAUCAAAUGACAUUUCCCUUUGCUGUGCAGAGGGAGGUGCAAAGCAUGCAGGGUGGAGGCCAGGGUCGGGCCGUGUCGGGUUAUAUAGAUGGUUUCGCUUUUACAUGCUUUGACUCGCCACAAAGUUACUUCCACUUGAAUGUUAAUAUCUUCAGCCCUGUGUAGCAGUUUAACUGUACUGUAAUGCUGGGGGGACGUUUCUCUACGAACAAGACUUAAGGCCAGAGUGAUGCAUGCGAUGUUGUGAGAAUUUGGUUUGUUUAGAUGAACAAAAUAAUGGACGGUCCGACUGAAAGAAGCUCCACAUGUGGUUGCUGUCCAACAAUACACUUUGACCUGCAGCUGCUCAACAAUGUCAUGUGAUUGGUUCUGGGUUUGUCUUUGAGGACAGCAUUUUUCCCACCCACCACCACUAGAGGAGCUUAGAAGACAUAAGGGAAAUAAUUAUGACAUGCCAUAAAACAAUGGGAAAUCUAUGGCAGUAAACUGAAAAUACAUGACCUGCAGCAAUGAAUCACAUUACAUUUUGGACAAGUUGCCAGUGACGAGGCUUUGUAAAAAUCGUGUUUAGCAGACCAGCUUGGUCUACUUGUAAUGAUCAAAUUUGUGCUUCAUUUUUGUCGACCUGUCAGAGUUUUGGGGUAUAGCAGCAUCCUAUAUGUCAGAAACACUGUCCAUGGACCCUGGGCUUUUCCUCUAACUGGAUCAAAUUCGACCCAACUGGAAUAAAGUGGAUUUAAAUGGACUGAGCAACCAGCUGCAAUCAUCCUCAGAGCCUCACACUCUUGCAAGCCGGACUUAAAAGAAUGGAGGUCGAGGCAUUAUAACCCAAAAUGUGGAUCUUGGUGGAAAAGUUGUUUUAAUCAUGAUUCAGACACGGACGAUUGUAAUAGUUUGCUUUGCUUUUAUUGUAAUCAGAUAAUACCUCUUACUAGACAUUGUUCUACUAUAUCUAAUAUAUAUUUAAUUUAAAGCUCCAGAAAGUGCAAGUUAUUCUUUGACCUAAUUAAGUCUGUAUAUUUGCCCUUAUUUUAUGGAUGAAAUAAUGCCAUUGUUGAAAUAAACUCUGAUGAUUUCAUGAACUUAG
Messenger RNA from Cottoperca gobio, 2980 nucleotides. RefSeq names its product zinc finger, FYVE domain containing 27 (gene zfyve27). Lineage: Eukaryota; Metazoa; Chordata; Actinopteri; Perciformes; Bovichtidae. The record is from RefSeq and is a predicted model, not a curated record. Gene Ontology annotation, biological process: vesicle-mediated transport; neuron projection development; endoplasmic reticulum tubular network formation. The transcript is spliced from 14 exons. Gene Ontology annotation, cellular component: growth cone membrane; endoplasmic reticulum tubular network. Gene Ontology annotation, molecular function: metal ion binding. Bases 335 to 1615 code for a protein of 426 amino acids.